AAAGAGGAGAGUAUGCACUUUGGAGUGUCUAAGACAAGAAGUAACGAAUUAAAAUUUGGCCCAUUAGUGCUAUUCUUGAAUUUUGAAAAAAAAAGAAGAGGGAGAGAUCCAAAGAAAAUUGGAAGAAUGGCCAGAAGAGCACCACCGCUGAUGUCUAUCGUCCUUGAUCUCUCAAAGCCACCUUUUGCCACAGUGAUAGGAGCCACCUCCGCUGCAAUCCACCCCCGCAACCGCCGGAGAUCACUGAAGCCGCCCAAUUCCAUCACUGUGAUGAGGCCAGCUGCGACCCAAUGCUCCGUCCGCCAACUCAAAGUUGAAGAAUUCCAAAUCAAACUUGAUCAAAGAUUAGCCUUUUCCACCCCCCCACGCCCCACUAAUCCCAUCAAGAAAGAAGGAAGAGUGUUGUAUCCGAUUGGGUACGGAGCGGACCCCACGGGGGGAGGAGACAGCAGCGGGGCGAUAGCGGAGGCCCUCGGGGACGGGGUGAAGAUGCACCGGGAUGGGGCGGAGCUGCUGCCGGGGAUUAGGGACUUGGGCGGCCUCGUCAUUGAUUUUCAAGGCGGCGAUUUUAAGAUCAGCAGUCCCAUUGUCUUCCCUCCCGCCAUUGGAAAUCUUGUGGUACAAAGCGGGUCCUUGCGAGCAUCCGAUGUAUUUCCAGGAAAUAGACAUCUAAUUGAGCUUGAGGAUAAAGACAAUACAGGCGUAACCCGAUACGAGGAUGUCACUUUCCGUGACAUCCUCUUCGACUCCAGCUUUCGUGGAGGAGGAAUCAAGGUCGUUGACUCUGUCAGAAUUCGAGUCACCAACUGUUUCUUCCUACACUUCACCACCCAAGGAAUCCUCGCCAGGCACGGGCACGAGACGUUCGUGUCAAACACAUUCCUCGGCCAGCACUCGACGGUCGGUGGCAGUGCUGACGAGAAGGGUUUCUCUGGCACGGCAAUCGACCUCGAUAGCACCGAUAACGCUGUCACUGACGUCGCAAUCUUCUCCGCCGCCAUCGGGGUCGUGUUGCGGGGCCAGUCGAACGUGAUCACCGGCGUGCAUUGUUACAACAAGGCUUCCGUUUAUGGCGGUGUUGGGAUUUUAGUCAGAGCGGCUCAGAACCGAAUAAGCAAUUGUUAUUUGGACUACAACUCCAUUGUGGUUGAAGACCCAUCUUGGGUUCACAUCACAAAUGGGUAUUUCCUCGGGGGCGCCAACGUGGUUUUGAAGUCGGUUUUAGGCUGCGUUUCAGGCUUGAACGUCGUGAACAAUAUGUUCAUUAAUGGAGACCCUAACCACAUGGUGCCCAUUGUGCAAAUUGACGGUGUUUUCAAGAAUGUGAGCCAGGUCGUGGUUGAUCACAAUAGCGUGAAGGGGAUGAGCAUGAAGUCGACCGUCGGGAAAAUGACAGUGGCCGGAAACGGGACGAAGUGGGUGGCCGAUUUCUCGCCGGUGCUGGUGUUUCCUGAUCAGAUUAGCCAUUUUCAACACUCAUUCUAUUGUAAACAAGGACUUGAUGGUGGGUUUCCAAGGCAUGCAGUGACAAAUAUCUCAAGUAAUGUUGUGGUAGUGGAGAGUGAGAAAGCUAUUGAUGCACUAGUGUCUGUUUUUGUUGACCAGAAUAAUAUGUUUGGGGAAGGAAUUUCAUUGGUGGACUAAUGAGCUAGCUAGCUAGCUAGCAGAAUUCCUGAAACAUUAUUGGGGAAGUUUGAGACCACGUUGGUAAUCAAUCCCUAAUUGCUCUCUGUGAUAUUCUUUAUCUUGUAAAUAUAACAAAUUUAGAGAUACUCAAAAAUCAGAAACAUCAUUAGAGCAACUUUAAUCAAGGGGGGUUGUUUGA
Messenger RNA from Cuscuta campestris, 1825 nucleotides. NCBI's taxonomy places the organism in Eukaryota, Viridiplantae, Streptophyta, Magnoliopsida, Solanales, Convolvulaceae. The record is from the annotation of a GenBank genome assembly.